CAGGGGUUUCCAUCUCACCCCCUCCUGCCCGGCUCCCCAGGCUUGGCCUUGGGCCUCCUCUGCCAGCCUUGUCAUUAUGAAUCCCCCCAGCCUGGUGUGGUUACAGGAGACAAUGAGGUGUGAACACUCAGGGAGAGAGCUCAGCCCUGUGGGCAGUCUGAGAGUCAGGGACACCCUCCUUCCUUCCAGGGCCGGCGGGAGGCAGAGUCUGCCUCAGCCCAAGAGCCCAGGGAAAGAAAGAAAUUACUAAGUUGCUGGCCACCUCCGCGGUCUUUAGGUCAUCACCUGGCCCAUCACCCUGGGGGAGGCUGGAGGGGAGGUCUCCCACUAGGAGCAGCGCCCCGGUGACCUGGCCCUGUGCAGGGGGCUGUGGUGCCCCCUGCAACCAUCCUGUGGCCCCGCAAGUGGAGUAAGGGGUAGGCACGGCCCCUGUGACCUUAGGAGCCUCCCCCAGCCCCUCCUUCCCUCCCAGCCUCUUGGAGGUAAAAGGAGAGGAGCAGCUCAGACUGCGAGGCUGUGGGGAAGAGGUGGAAGGGUGGGGGCAGGGGCUGCGCAGGGAGUUCUUCCCACUGCCCUUCCCUGGCACUUGGGCACCAGUGAUGGGGACCUUUGACCUAUGGACGGACUACCUGGGGCUGGCACGCCUGAUUGGGGCUCUGCGUGGGGAAGAGGAGCCUGAAGCCAGGGUGGACUCCCCGCCUGAGCUUCCGGUGACCACAGCUCCAGAGCCAGAGGGCCAGAAGCUGAGCUCAGAACCCCGAGCCAUCCCCGAGCGGCUGUGCUCCUUCUGCAAGCACAACGGCGAGUCGCGGGCCAUCUACCAGUCCCACGUGCUGAAGGAUGAGGCGGGCAGAGUGCUGUGCCCCAUCCUGCGCGACUAUGUGUGCCCCCAGUGUGGGGCCACCCGGGAGCGCGCUCACACCCGCCGCUUCUGCCCGCUCACCGGCCAGGGCUACACCUCUGUGUACAGCUACACCACGCGCAACUCCGCCGGCAAGAGGGUGGCCCGGCCAGACAAGGUGAGGUCACAGGACACCGGCCAUCACCGCCGAGGAGGAGGAGGAACAGCAGCAACAGCAGGUUCCAAAGGUGCCGGGAAGGUGGCUGCACCUUCGCCUUCCGCUUGCUGUCCCACCACAUCCGCCUAGGAAGCUGGCGCGGAGACGGGAUGCUGCCUCCAUCACCCGACCGGGCUCGCCGGAGGGGAGACUUCGAGAGACCCGCCCGAGGGAACGUCCCCGGGACUCGCCCCCGACCCCGCCCUGGUACCCGAGGCCCCGCCCACCAAGCGCUCAAUAAACACCACUUGGAACACGCA
This is a messenger RNA of Chinchilla lanigera (long-tailed chinchilla), 1318 nucleotides long. It is a transcript of the gene Nanos3, whose product is annotated as nanos homolog 3 (Drosophila). Gene Ontology annotation, biological process: oogenesis; negative regulation of translation. Gene Ontology annotation, cellular component: perinuclear region of cytoplasm. The record is from RefSeq and is a predicted model, not a curated record. The coding region runs from base 600 to 1148 and encodes 182 amino acids. Lineage: Eukaryota; Metazoa; Chordata; Mammalia; Rodentia; Chinchillidae. The transcript is spliced from 2 exons. Gene Ontology annotation, molecular function: mRNA binding; zinc ion binding.